Molecule: messenger RNA, 1343 nt
Organism: Porites lobata
Lineage: Eukaryota; Metazoa; Cnidaria; Anthozoa; Scleractinia; Poritidae
Source: the annotation of a GenBank genome assembly
AUGGGUGCUCACGUGUACGAUGCGGCGAGAUCACACUAUGACUUACAGCAUGGUGAGAUACAGCGGUUAUUGGGCCUAAUACAAAGAAAGGUAAGUAUCUCAACUGAUAUCGAUAAAAAAAUACGAUGGAACACCGUUAAUACUGACACCAAGGGGACAUACCGAAGUGUCCGUAAUAUCAGGGUGGCCAGAAGGCUCUCAAAUGAAAAAGGGGUAGAGCAGACAUUUUAACGGCAACAAGACGUUUAAAAAUUGUACUUUGACUGUGACAUUAUUUUAGGCUAUGGAAACCUGACGGCUAUUUAUCAUACUCUAGGAUAACUUUAUACCUAAUUGUAACUGCAACUGACGAGUUGAAUCUAUGGAAACCGUACGUUCAUCUAAUAACUCUAUGUUCACGGACUAAAAUUACAGUAACUUAUAAGAGGGUUAAUUUUAUGGCGACAAUAUGAACUUUUCGACGGGACAAACGAAAUGGUCUCUAAUAUCGGGGUGUCCGUGUUAAGCGGGCGCCCGUAGAGCGGGAUUCCACUGUAAUGUUUAAAGCAAUGACAACAACCAAAAAAUAAAAAGAGGAGAAAAGACACUGAGUUGUACUGUAAAUUCUCCUACAGGAAACUGUGAUGGAACAAGUGGAAGAAAAGGAAGAUAUGGUUGUGUCAUUCUCCUGGAGAAUUUACGACCUUCCUGCCUCUCUCGCCACCGUGACAGAAGAACGACCUCUCACGAGUGGCGAGAUUAAAUCCCACGGAUACACUUGGAGGGCAGUAUUCACAAAAAACUUGGAUUUGUUUUUACAGCUGGUUUCUGCCGCAUCUCCCGUUUCAGUAGAGAUAAGGUGAGAGGAGCUGGUGUGAAAUAUUGGCGUGUAAAUUUUUUUCAUGCGAAUGGACAGCACCUGACAGACCUCUUAGGCCCCCCAAAAAGUCAGAAAGUAGAUUGGAGUCAGGUAAUGAAAAUUGUCGAGGAAGGGUUUUGUUCUUAUGAUGAGCUUAUACCAAUAAUGAUCAGUUAAAAUCCAUUUAAAAUGACGCGAGGGCAAUAGCUCGUUUGACACGACUUGUCAAGAACGGAUAUUACUGAUACGAAGUAAACAGGUAUACAUGCGAUAUAACACAUAGAAGAUUAAUGGCAAUUCAUAACCUUUUGGUUUUUAUCUUCAUAGGAUGGUGAUUUCUCCAGGAAAGGAAAACGAAACCAUCAAAAAGCUACCACCCACAAGAAUGAGAGAGGGAUCGAUGUGGGGGUGUAACCUUUCACAAGUAAACCGUUGGGUCGAUGUGGAGGGGGAGAUUGAAAUAAAGUUUUUAAUCAUUUAUAAUAUAUGUUUUAAAAUAGAAUAA